CAUAUAUACAUAUAUAUAUGCUCCAUUUUUAUAAAGAGACGACUCAUUACAUUUUUCAAGCUCUCUGAAACUUAUUAUCAAGUUUGAUUUAUUUAUUUAUUCCAAGAAAUUAAAUGGGAUCCAUUAAUAAUUAUACGUGGGGGAUUAUCAAGAAAGAUGAAGAAAAUUGCGAAUCAGAUAUGGAAUAUUCUUCAUCCUCAGCAGCAGACGAAUCAACAGAUGACACGUCAUCAUCUUCUUCAUCUUCAUCUGAUCAUAGUAAUUCUUGCGGCGGCGGCCCUCUCUUCCAUUUGGCUGAGCUCAUGUCUCAACUCCCCAUUAAGAGGGGUUUAUCGAAGUAUUACCAUGGAAAAUCGCAGACGUUUGGAUCGCUGGCGAGUGUGGAGAGCGUUGACGAUCUCGGGAAGAAGGAUCCCCAAACGACGUCGUACAGCCGAAGGAUGAAAUCUUCUUCAUCAUGCAAAAGUAGUGGUGGCUAUGGCGGAAAUUUGUUAAAUAAUAAUCACAGAAGGAAAUUACUGUUUUGCCCCAAGGCAACUAUUGCAAAGAGGUCUGCUGCUACUACUCCUAAAACACCAUUUUCACCUUCUCUAUCUGCUAAACCAGCUUCUACACUAAUGUUGGUUAGUUGAUCCUACAAAACAAUUAAUCUUUCUAUAUAUAUAUAUAUUACAACUAUAUGUAUAUAUAUAUUUUUUUAGUCUCUAAUGGGGGGCUUUUGUCGGUUUGUUUUGCUUGGAUUCCAAGCUUUCUUUGUUAGCCAUCUUAGGUUUUUUGAGAUGACGAAAGUUGAAUUCAAUUUCGGUCAUAAAGUAGUGUUUUCCGUUAGAUGUGAACGGACAUGUGACGGUGGGGAACAAAUUGUGUUUGAAAUUGAAUUGGUGAUGUGUAUUGUGUUCACUUUGGAACAACUGAGUAUCAAAGAUUCAAAAGUAAUCGAGUGAAACAUAUAUAUAUUGAUAUAUUUGAUCAAAUUUACCCGAAUCGUGAUAUAUAUUCCCUUUAGUUUA
This is a messenger RNA of Erythranthe guttata (spotted monkey flower), 1010 nucleotides long. RefSeq lists its product as uncharacterized. Lineage: Eukaryota; Viridiplantae; Streptophyta; Magnoliopsida; Lamiales; Phrymaceae. The record is from RefSeq and is a predicted model, not a curated record.